AUGGAUGAAGAAAGUGAGCCACAAACCCUCAUAUGUGUACCGGGUCAAGUGUUGUGUGCAGCGUCCGAAUUCACGGUAGCCGGUGAGGGAACGUAUGAAAAGCUUGGCUACAUCCAUUCUACGCUUGCCGGCAUAGUGCAGAUGAAGAAGCGCGAGAAAAACACCUACAUAUCCGUGGUAUCGUUCGGUGGUGGUGCAACAGUUCCAAUCAUAGGCGACAUCGUAACGGCACGGAUCACAGCCGUACAGCACCGGAUGGCUAAAUGCCGUAUACUGUGCAUUGGAAAGGCCGCCCUAAAUCGCACGCUCCGAGGCAUCAUUCGCAAAGAGGACGUUCGUGCGACGGAGGUAGAUCGCGUUGAAAUGCACAAAUGUUUCCGACCGGGUGAUAUAGUGCUGGCACGGGUGCUGCAUCAAAUCGAGCUGAAUGUGUUUCAUCUUUCCACUGCGGAUAAUGAACUGGGCGUUGUGGUGGCCUUAUCGCCCAGCUCGCGAGCUAUCUGGGGAGCGGAGACAAUCCCGAUGGUACCGAUCAGCUGGACGGAGGUGCAGUGUCCCGAAACGCUAGUAAAGGAAUCGCGCAAAGUGGCCAAGGUGGUACCGGAGAAAGGGGAAUCGUUGAAGAAAAAUCUAGCUUUGUUUUGA
This is a messenger RNA of Anopheles maculipalpis, 645 nucleotides long. It is a transcript of the gene Csl4, whose product is annotated as exosome complex component CSL4. Bases 1 to 645 code for a protein of 214 amino acids. The record is from RefSeq and is a predicted model, not a curated record. The transcript has a single exon. Gene Ontology annotation, cellular component: cytoplasm; nuclear exosome (RNase complex). NCBI's taxonomy places the organism in Eukaryota, Metazoa, Arthropoda, Insecta, Diptera, Culicidae. Gene Ontology annotation, biological process: RNA processing. Gene Ontology annotation, molecular function: RNA binding.